UCGAGCCACUGCCACAGUGGAAAUUCCCGAGAAAAGCUACCGGAUGUUGUGCAGCGUGACUUCCGUUUUUGGUGUUGGAGGCCCCAACUUGUCUCCAGAUCGGUAACCUGGGAAAGCAGUAAGGACCACGCGGCCAGUGCAUCUGCUGCGUUCUCUCCCAUACUGCUGCCUGCUAUCUCUGACGAAAGUCAUCAUGCCCCGGGGUCAAAAGAGUAAGCAGCGGGCCCGAGAGAAGCGCCGCCAGGCCCAGACCAAAGGAGAAGAAUCAAAGGAUGGGGAGCAUGCACAAGCCACCAUAGUAGAAAAAGGAGAGUCACUCUCUUUCUCAGCUUCCAAUACCAAAUAUAGUAUCCAAGGGCCACCUGCUGCUAGAGCACCUGGCACUGAGCAAGAGCCUGAAAGAGCCACUGGUGCUGUUGCAGCUGGUUCACACACCAGCAGCCAAUUUGGAGGAAAGCCAAAUGCCCAAGGUGCUGCUAAGCACUUCCAAGGGGGCCCUCUAGCAGAGAAGGUUGCCAUGCUGGUUCAUUACCUGCUCAUAAAGUAUCAGCUGAAAGAGUCUGUUACCAAGUCUGACAUGCUGAAAAAUGUAGUCCAGACAUACAAGAAUCACUUCCCUGAGAUCCUGAAGAAAGCCUCGGAACGCCUGGAGCUGGUGUUUGGCCUUGAUCUUAAAGAAGUGGAUCACAACAGAAGCAUUUAUGUCCUGGUCAAUAAAUUGGAGGCCAACUGCAACACAACAGUGAAUGAGAACAGUGGUGUGCCGAAGACAGGCCUGCUGAUGAUUAUCUUGGGUGUGAUCUUCACCAAGGGCAACUGCGCCGCUGAAGAGCAAGUCUGGGAUGUGCUGAGUAUGAUGGGAAUAUAUAAAGAUAGCAUUCACUUCAUUUUUGGGGAUCCGAAGAAGCUCGUUACUGAAGAUUUGGUGCAGGCCAAGUACCUGGAAUACCGCCAGGUGCCUGAUAGUGAUCCUCCACGCUAUGAGUUGCUGUGGGGCCCAAGAUCUUAUGCUGAAACCACCAAGAUGAGAGUCCUUGAGUUUUUGGCCAAGAUCCAUGAUACCGUGCCCAGUUCCUUCCCAACCUGGUACGAAGAGGCACUGAGAGAUGAGGAAGAGCGAGCCCAAGCCCGAGUUGCAGCCAGGGCUCGCAUUAGUGCCAUAGCCAGUGCCCGUUCCAAGGCCUUGUCCAGCAACUUGUGUCCCAAGAGGAUUUGGGUCUCAGGCCGAGCAGAUGAAAGAGUCCGGAGCUUGAAGAAGAGCCAAGGUCGCCUGCUUUUUUGUCUGCUACUGCUGAACGAACUCAUCAUGCCUAGGGGGCAGAAGAGCAAACUCCGAGCCCGGGAAAAACGCCGUCAGCUCCCAAAAGAUCCUGAAAAUCUGGUGGGUGCUCAAGCCCCUGUAUCAAAGGAAUCUGAAUCUUCUCCCUCCUCAUCUCAUUCCAAGGAUGGGCCCCAGAAUUCACGUACUGAGCCACGCAGCGAUCUCCAAGAUCCUAAGCCAGUCACAUCCACCACCACGACUGCUGAAGCUGUUCCAGCCAAAGGAUCAGACGAAGGCACCAGAAAACCAGGAUCCACACAAAGCCAGUCAGCCACAAACAAAUUCCCCAAUGGCCCUCUAGAUGAGAGGAUAAUUAUGCUAGUGCAUUAUCUGCUGUACAAGUAUCAAAUGAAACAGCCUGUUUGGAAGGCAGAAAUGCUGAAAAAUAUAAUCCAAACAUACAGAAGCCAGUUCAGUGAGAUCCUGAGAAAAGCAUCUGAGCACCUGGAGCUGAUUUUUGGCCUUGACCUGAAGGAAGUGGAUCCCAACAAGCACAUCUACGUGCUUGUCGACAAAUUGGAAUCAAAUUGUGAUGGGAGGCUGGGUGAUGACAUAGGUGUCCCCAAGACUGGCCUGCUGAUGACAAUCUUGGGUGUGAUCUUUACAAACAGCAAUUGUGCCGCUGAAGAGAAAGUCUGGCAAGUGUUAAACAUGAUGGGGCUGUAUGAAAAGAGCGAGCACUUUGUCUUUGGGAAUGUUAGGAAGCUCAUCACCCAGGACUUCGUGGCAGAUAAGUACCUGGAAUACCGCCAGGUGCCUGAUAGUGAUCCUCCACGUUAUGAGUUUCUGUGGGGUUCAAGGGCUCAUGCUGAAACCAGCAAAAUGAAAGUCCUUGAGUUUUUGUCUAAGAUCCACGAUACAGUGCCCAGUGCCUUCCCAGAUUGGUAUGAAGAGGCACUGAGAGAUGAGGAAGAGCGAGCCCAAGCCCGAGCUGCAGCCAGGGCUCGCAAUAGUGCCAUGGCCAGUGCCCGUUCUGCAGCCGUGUCUAAGGGCACCUCUCAUUUCCAAUAAAGUCUGAAAGAAUCUUCACUUUG
Molecule: messenger RNA, 2355 nt
Organism: Ochotona princeps (American pika)
Lineage: Eukaryota; Metazoa; Chordata; Mammalia; Lagomorpha; Ochotonidae
Exons: 4
Coding region: 194-2332 (712 amino acids)
Biological process (GO): negative regulation of transcription by RNA polymerase II
Cellular component (GO): nucleus
Source: RefSeq, a predicted model, not a curated record